UUAUUGUUUGGGACAUAGACUGUAUCAGCUCCAAUUUCAAUAAAAAUUAUUUAAGUUCCCUGUGUCUUCAACAAGAGAAGAAGCGUACUCUUCUUCUGUAACUUUCUUUUCCAGAAUGAAUGCUCUUUCACUGUUUCUCAUCAUCUACCAUUCCUUAAUUGUGUUACUACCUUACAAUGGUUUGGUUUCCCUGGCUAAUUAUAACCACCUGCACCCCAAUGCUCGCAUGCCCCUCUACGGUGACAUCCUCUCUUAUGGUUACUAUGCGACGAAGCUAUAUAUUGGCACACCUCCGCAGGAGUUCACACUUGUUGUGGAUACCGGUAGUAAUAUGACUUUUGUUCCAUGUUGCGGAAGUGAAGAGUACUGCGGCAAACAUGAGGAUCCGGCGUUCCAAACAGAGUCAUCAAGCACCUAUCAGCCAGUAAAUUGCCACCCUAGUUGUGACUGUGAUUAUUUGAGAUCACAAUGUAGUUAUAAGAUGCACUACGGUGAUGGAAGCUAUAGCAGGGGCGUCCUUGCUGAGGAUAUAAUUUCUUUUGGAAAUGAAAGCGAGUUUGCACCUCAGCGAUUGGUUUUCGGCUGUGAACUUGAUGCAAUUGGUAGUCUUUACAGCCUACGUGCCGAUGGCAUAAUCGGUCUGGGUCGAGGCAGAUCAACCAUUGUGGAUCAACUUGUUGACAAGGGUGUAAUUAGUGAUUCAUUUUCGUUAUGUUAUGGUGGGAUGGAGGGUGGAGGUCAUAUAAUUCUUGGUAGCUUUUCUCCUCCUCCCUCUGAUAUGUUUUUCACCUACUCAAACCCUGGGCGAAGUCAAAAUUACAAUGUUGAGCUGAUGGAAAUACAAGUAGCUGGAAAACCACUGGAGUUGAAUCCAACAAUCUUUAACAGAAGCCAUGGAACUAUAUUGGAUAGUGGAACUACAUUUGCCUUUCUUCCAGAAAAUGCUUUUAUCGCAUUUAAGAAUGCUAUUUUGAGCCAAACCCGUUUCCUCAAACGCAUAGAGGGCCCAGAUCCAAAUGUAGAUGAUAUUUGCUUUUCCGGUGUUGAAAGGGAAGCAAUUUCCAAUCCAUCAAAAAUAUUUCCAGAGGUGAACCUGGUAUUUAGCGAUCAUCAAAUUUUGUCCCUAUCUCCAGAGAAUUACCUGUUCCAGCAUCGGAAUGUUACUGGUUCAUAUUGCCUGGGGAUAUACCAAAACAAGAAUAAGAAGGAUCAGACUACAAAUUUAGGAGGAAUCAUUGUGCGAAAUACGCUUGUGACUUAUGAUCGACAGAAUAAUAGGAUUGGCUUCUGGAAAACUAAUUGCUCUGAACUAUGGAAGAGACUGGAUGUAGCAACAUUUGGACUUCCUAUUUCGCUAUCCACUACGGAAUUUUCUCCUACAGGUGAACGCCAAUCAAACUCUGACAUGGAAAAUUCAGGUGGCGGCAAUAGAAUCAUGCAUGAUGAACUUUAAGAGGCUAAACUUUCUUGCUCUCUUAUAAUUAAUCACUUGCUAUGUAUUAGUUGAAUAAGUCACAAUCCUUUUACGGUUAAAAAAAUGGUUGUGAAUUGUAAUAACAUGCAUACAAGUAAAGAAGUCCAUCUGCAAUAGCGAAUGGAAGUCCUUAGUUGGGGGAAAUAUGUUAUUAUGAUUGCCUGGUAGAGACACGAAUGGGGUCGAAUGAAAUCUUAUUCCCUUUCGUGGAUGUCACUGCUAAUGUUUCAGGACUAAAACUUGAAUUGCAAGUUGAAUCUGAGUUUUAA
Molecule: messenger RNA, 1743 nt
Organism: Ricinus communis (castor bean)
Lineage: Eukaryota; Viridiplantae; Streptophyta; Magnoliopsida; Malpighiales; Euphorbiaceae
Product: aspartic proteinase 36-like
Exons: 9
Coding region: 116-1453 (445 amino acids)
Biological process (GO): proteolysis
Molecular function (GO): aspartic-type endopeptidase activity
Source: RefSeq, a predicted model, not a curated record